GAGGAGGAGGAGGAGGAGGAGGAGGAGGAGGAGGAAAAGGGCAUUCAUUGCCUUGGUGAUGAGCGCGUGCGUGCACUUUAUGUCCUCUUUCUCACCCUCUCUGGCACUUUCAUUCGCGUCUGUGGUCACCUUGACCUCAAGUCCAUUGGGCUCCUCUGUUGGCUGCUAAUCUUCACGCGCAUUAUUUCCUCCUCUAAAGCCGCUCGUCAAACCGCUCUCUUCGAGGCAUGUUCAGUUUCGAAGCGUGCUGGCCACCACCAGCAGAAACCCUCCAGAAGCACAUUGCCUCGCGAACGGCAGCUGAAGAUUCCAGGUGCGGACAGAACGCCAAAGGUUACGCUUAUGGACUCUGAUUCCGACUUUGAGCUGCUGUUUCGCAUUAUGCGUCCCUUCAUGGCCAGAAAGUGCCUCGCGAUGGAUAUUGUCAGCGGACAGUUGCCCUAUAUCAACCCCAAACUUUACGAUCACCGUGGGCUCAAACCGAGCGAGCACAUGGAUCUGCCGGAAUCUAGCACUUACUAUCUUCGGGACCCUGGAAAGCUGAACCUAAUGAAGGGCGCGACCAGGCAGGGCAAGUUUUGCUUACUUUAA
Dibothriocephalus latus is the source of this 591-nucleotide messenger RNA. Lineage: Eukaryota; Metazoa; Platyhelminthes; Cestoda; Diphyllobothriidea; Diphyllobothriidae. The record is from the annotation of a GenBank genome assembly.